Messenger RNA from Python bivittatus (Burmese python), 1875 nucleotides. Lineage: Eukaryota; Metazoa; Chordata; Lepidosauria; Squamata; Pythonidae. The record is from RefSeq and is a predicted model, not a curated record.
GCCGCUGCUCCUUGGCUGCUGCCCCUAACGCCCACGUUCUUUCCUCGCCAGGUCCUUUCGGGCUGCGCCAUCAUCGUCCGGGGCCAGCCCCGUGGAGGUCCACCUCCUGAGAGACAGAUCAACCUUAGCAACAUCCGCGCUGGGAAUCUUGCACGCCGAGCAGCUGCGGGGCAGCCCGAUGGCAAAGACACCCCUGAUGAGCCUUGGGCAUUUCCGGCUCGUGAGUUUCUGAGGAAGAAGCUCAUCGGCAAGGAUGUUUGCUUCUCAGUGGAAUACAAGACCUCUCCCCGGCGGGAGUACGGAAUGGUGUACCUGGGCAAAGACACAGCUGGGGAGAACAUCGCCGAAUCACUUGUGGCAGAAGGGCUGGCCUGUCGCCGGGAAGGAAUCCGGGCCAAUAAUCCUGAACAGAGCAGAUUGGCUGAACUGGAAGAACAGGCCAAGACAGCCAAGAAGGGAAUGUGGAGCGAAGGAACUGGGUCGCACACAGUCCGAGACCUCAAGUACGCCAUUGAGAAUCCCCGGCACUUUGUGGAUUCCAUGCACCAGAAGCCUGUGAAUGCUAUCAUUGAACACGUCCGGGAUGGCAGCGUGGUCCGGGCCUUGCUCCUGCCAGACUACUACCUGGUCACCGUCAUGCUGUCCGGCAUCAAGUGCCCCACGUUCAAGCGGGAAGCAGAUGGCACGGAAACACCAGAGCCCUUUGCGGCAGAAGCCAAGUUCUUCACGGAGUCGCGGCUGCUGCAGAGAGACGUGCAGAUUGUGCUCGAGAGCUGCCACAACCAGAACAUCCUGGGCACCAUCUUGCACCCGAACGGGAACAUCACGGAGCUGCUGUUGAAGGAAGGUUUCGCGCGCUGCGUCGACUGGUCCAUGGCGGUCUACACCCGAGGGGCAGAGAAGCUGCGCGCCGCGGAACGGUAUGCCAAAGAACACAAGCUGAGGAUCUGGAGGGACUACGUGGCUCCCACAGCCAACCUGGAUCAGAAGGAGAAGCAGUUCCUGGCCAAGGUGAUGCAGGUGCUCAAUGCGGAUGCCAUCGUGGUGAAGCUGAAUUCUGGGGACUAUAAAACAAUCCACCUCUCCAGCAUCCGGCCUCCUAGGCUGGAAGGCGAAGGCCCUCAGGACAAGAACCGAAAACUCCGCCCUCUCUACGACAUCCCGUACAUGUUCGAGGCCCGGGAGUUCCUGCGCAAGAAGCUGAUUGGGAAGAAGGUGAACAUCACUGUUGACUACAUCCGGCCGGCCAGCGGGGCCACCGACACGGUUCCUGCCUUCUCAGAACGCACCUGCGCCACAGUCACCAUUGGCGGCAUCAACAUUGCAGAAGCACUGGUCAGCAAGGGGCUGGCCACCGUCAUUCGAUACCGCCAGGACGAUGACCAGCGCUCCUCCCACUACGAUGAGCUGCUGGCUGCCGAGGCCCGUGCGAUAAAGAACGGCAAAGGCCUGCACAGCAAGAAGGAAGUCCCAAUCCACCGAGUGGCCGACAUCUCUGGGGACACCCAGAAAGCCAAGCAGUUCCUGCCAUUCCUGCAGCGGGCCGGCCGCUCGGAAGCGGUUGUGGAGUACGUCUUCAGCGGCUCCCGGCUGAAGCUCUACUUGCCGAAGGAGACUUGCUUGAUCACCUUCUUGCUGGCAGGCAUUGAAUGUCCCCGGGGAGCCCGAAACUUGCCAGGCCUGGUCCAGGAAGCAGAACCCUUCAGCGAAGAAGCGAUGCUCUUCACAAAAGAGCUGGUGCUGCAACGAGAGGUAAGAAGGGGGAGGGGGGUCUGUCGUCUGUGCCCGCCCUCCGGACUCAUGCAGCUGGAAGCAGCCAGUGGAGAUCCAGAAAGCCCCAUCCUGCCUGUGCCCACCUGAGCGGCUUUCCCCGUG